Messenger RNA from Rattus norvegicus (Norway rat), 3808 nucleotides. It is a transcript of the gene Mknk1, whose product is annotated as MAPK interacting serine/threonine kinase 1. NCBI's taxonomy places the organism in Eukaryota, Metazoa, Chordata, Mammalia, Rodentia, Muridae. Gene Ontology annotation, molecular function: protein serine kinase activity; protein kinase activity; ATP binding. The record is from RefSeq and is a predicted model, not a curated record.
CUCCACAGCCCUGCUGUGGUAAAGAGCACGUAUAAACUGCCGCUAACAGGGUUUUCUGUCUAGAGCUGUAAGUACGUCUGAGAGGCCCCUGUGAGUCGCAAUGCUGCCAGCUCUCCUGCUGUUCUCCACACUGCCUGCCUGUUGGCUGUUUGGUUUGUCCACAGGCUCCUAAUUGGAGUGUGGCCAGGGGAGGGUGAAGGAGCAGAAACCACAUCUGUUCGCUCCACUCUGGGUUUGCAGCACUGGUGAGGAAUAGUUGGGACAAGGGCUGACACUAGACUGCAUGCCACGGGGAAGACAGUCCAGUCAUAUCCCAACCCCGUCCUGUCCCCUCCCCCAGUCCUUCAAAGACAAAUGGCCUUGCACUUUGUUUCGGAAGAAUUUCUCCCAGUGCCCCGUAAUGCAUCUGGAGGGCAUUUCUCCUUGUGAUUUACCUCACGGGUGUGGGUACCUCAGUAGCAGGAUUUAAUCCUUUGAGAGUUGUAGGGCUGUGUCAUCCCCGGGUAGAACUUGAGCUUGAAGCUGUUGGUGGGAGCGAUAUUUUCAGAUGCUCUGUGGAUUCUUUGUAUCCGUGUAUUUUUUUUUCUGCUCUGUUCUGGGGUGUAAUUGAAAACCUGCUGUGAUCAGAUCACUACCAUGGACGGAGGGAUGCAUCUAAGUGGGGCUGUCAGACGCUUGGCUGCUUAGCUGUGCUUUCUGGAUUGUGGUGUUGAAAGUGCCAUUCUGCAUGCUUCCUGCUAACAACCGCCAAGAGCCUGCCUCUGUGGGCAGCAUGCAUGUGGGCAGUGGCACUAAGCAACCUUCUGCCGGACCCUUGGAGAAGGGAGUGGGCCUUCUCCUCCGUGAGCGAAGAACCUGAUUCCAUUUUAAAAUUUCUCAGGACAAACCAAGCCUCAGAGCCUAUGUUUAUUGAAGUUUGGGGUGGAAGGCUCUCACAUCCUCCACCCGUCAGAAGGAUAUAGAGGCUUAAUCACCCUGGUGGGGAUUUAGACCCAGAGACUUCAGAGAAAUCUUAUUAUUUCUAACUGCAGGCAAAGAGUAUUAAGGCUCCACUCUGGAUCCAGGGCAUGACAUGUUCUCUAAGUAAUUUAUCUUUACCAGGGGAAGGCCCCUACUAGAGUGGCCUAGAAACAAACCUGAGAUGGGCUCUCAUUGUUCCCCCUCUUUUCUUCCCCAUCUCAGCCUCCUGCUGCUUCCUUCUGUCCUGACCCUUCCUGCCCACAAUGUCCUGUGUCUGUGUCUGCCAGCAUGGGCGUCGGGUGCCUGCCAGGGAGAGAUAAUGAUAUCUUUACAGUCCGUGGCCUCAUCCAGCCUCGUAAACUUGUCAGUGGCUGGCCUCCCUGCACCCCUUCAGAGAAGGACCAGGGAAGGGAGAAGAUGGAGUGAGGGGAUUGGGGCCUUCCACAGCCCCCAGUGCAGGUCAUGGAAAUAUUGCUCAGCUUUCUGAUUUCCAGGUUCUAUUCCUGCUCCCUCCUUACCCAGUUCGCAGCCCCAGGGACCGUCUUUCUGAUGAUCACAGAGAUGGGCAGCAGUGAGCCCCUUCCCAUCGUGGAUAGUGACAAGAGGAGAAAGAAGAAGCGUAAGACCCGGGCCACCGACUCUCUGCCAGGGAAGUUUGAAGACGUGUACCAGCUGACCUCAGAAUUGCUGGGAGAAGGAGCCUAUGCCAAAGUCCAGGGUGCCGUGAGCCUGCAGAGUGGCAAAGAGUAUGCAGUCAAAAUCAUCGAGAAGCAAGCAGGACACAGUCGAAGCCGAGUAUUCCGUGAGGUGGAGACGUUGUACCAGUGUCAAGGAAACAGGAACAUUUUGGAGCUGAUUGAAUUCUUUGAAGAUGACACACGAUUUUACUUGGUCUUUGAGAAAUUGCAAGGAGGCUCCAUCCUAGCACACAUCCAGAAGCGGAAGCACUUCAAUGAGCUAGAAGCCAGCAGAGUGGUGCGGGAUGUCGCCACUGCCCUUGAUUUCCUGCAUACUAAAGGCAUUGCUCACCGUGAUCUGAAGCCAGAAAACAUAUUGUGCGAAUCUCCAGAAAAGGUGUCUCCGGUGAAAAUUUGUGACUUUGACUUGGGCAGUGGAGUAAAAUUGAACAACUCCUGCACUCCCAUAACCACACCAGAGCUGACCACUCCAUGCGGCUCUGCAGAGUAUAUGGCACCUGAGGUGGUGGAGGUCUUUAGGGACGAGGCUACUUUCUAUGACAAGCGCUGUGACCUGUGGAGCCUGGGUGUGGUCCUCUACAUCAUGCUGAGUGGCUACCCCCCCUUUGUAGGUCACUGUGGGGCUGACUGCGGCUGGGACCGGGGAGAGGUAUGCAGGAUGUGCCAGAACAAGCUGUUCGAAAGCAUCCAGGAAGGCAAAUACGAGUUUCCCGACAAAGACUGGGCUCACAUCUCCACCGAGGCCAAAGACCUCAUCUCUAAGCUCCUGGUUCGAGAUGCGAAGCAGAGACUCAGCGCUGCCCAAGUUCUGCAGCAUCCAUGGGUGCAAGGGCAAGCUCCAGAAAGGGGACUCCCCACGCCGCAAGUCCUUCAGAGAAACAGCAGCACCAUGGACUUGACACUCUUCGCAGCUGAGGCCAUUGCCCUCAACCGCCAGCUGUCUCAGCAUGAAGAGAAUGAACUGGCUGAGGAACACGAGGCCCUAGCCGAGGGCCUCUGCUCCAUGAAGCUGUCCCCUCCAUCCAAAUCUCGCCUGGCACGAAGGCGAGCCCUGGCCCACGCUGGCCGAGAAGCAAACUCUUGUUCCACACCCGCAGGGCUCUGAACUGAUAUGCAGGCACACCUUGUCGGUGCCCCCUGACAACCUACGAGGUCAAAGUGUGAAGCUAGCCGAGGGACCUGCCCUGCAGCCCCAGCAGGCCUUUACCAUCCACAAAGGCUCCUGGGUUCCCACCCAUCCCCCAUUUCCCUUGGGUCCUCAAAGGAAAAAGCUUUUUCCAAAGGGGUUGUCUUUGAAAAGGAAGGCAAUCACUUGUCACUUUGCAUAAUAGCCUGCAGCAGGAACAUCUCUCUGCCCGGCUCCAACUGCUCCCAGUGUGCAGAUCCCGGAUCCAGCUUUUGGUGGGGGCUGCUGGGGCUGCAGCCUUCAGGGAGCCGGCUUCCAGGAGCUGACAGAAGCUGACAGACACGCCUCUUCUCCCCUGCACUGUCACCUUCUCCCACCUUCCUCUGUCCUACAGACGUCCUCUCUGCCUGUCUUCUCCCCGGCUGAGCAAAGCCAUCCCCUCAAUUCAGGAAGGGCAGGGAACCAACCAGAUCAGUCUUCCAGUCUGUAGCACGGAGAAGCACAUAAUCUUUCUUUGCCUUGACCGAGAUGUCUUCCUCAUUUAUCAUCCUCUUCCGUGUUUCGGAUUGUUGCUAAAGUCAGUAUUAUUCCUUUUUAAAAAUGCGUUUGCUUUAUUUUUAACCAUGUUCUUCCAGCAACCAUAGAACUUCAAACUCGCACUGUGAGCCCAUGGACUUCCCCAGGCAGAUGCCCAUGCACUUGGGUUUUAAUCCUCCUCCCCACUGUCUCCAACUUUAAAGACCGGUGCCUUCGCAUCUUUGUCUGCCACUGCCUUCUCCCAGGUCUUUUGUGGAGAGAGGCACAAACCCAGGGCAGUCAGACUGCUGUGUCCGAGAUGAAGCCCUGCUGCCCUGCUCUGAGAAAUGCUGUGCCCACUGCCCCCAGACAUGAAGGCACAGCCACUGUCAGAUAAGCUGUGGGGUCACAUAAAACAGAUUUGCACAUGUGACAUACGUUAGUCAACCACGACCACCCAAAUUCUCUCAUAACUUGUGCUUAUUUUAAUAAAUAAUUUAAAAUUUUA